CAAAACCUUUCAAGUUCAACAACUGCGUGCUAUGAACUUUCUAAACCGCCGCCGACCUCGCCGUCGCCGCCACAACCACCACACCUCUAUAAAGGGCUUCUAGUUUUAUAAAAUUAGGGUUGCUUAAUUCCAAUCUCAAGUCUCAACCUGUAUGGCUACUUCGCUUCUAAGCCCUUGCAUUCCUCUUCAAACCCACACCCGACAAUUUCCUAUACCGACCACUAUUUGGGAGCGUCCAAAAGGAAUUGGGGAGAGAUUUGGUGGGUUCAAUGCAAUAAAUCUUUCGCCUGUGGCGGGUAAGUCUGGAAAGAAGAUUAGAGGGAGGUGUAAUUGUAUUUUGGGGGAAACAGAGAGGACCGACAUCACUGAAGCCAGUAAUGCUGUGAAAGAUGAUCAAUUUGUGCAGUUUUUCCGUGAAUCUUGGCCGUACUUUCGUGCCCACAGAGGCAGUACAUUUGUUGUUCUAAUUUCUGCUGAAAUUGUUGAUAGUCCUCAUUUGGAUCCCAUUCUCAUGGAUAUCUCUCUUCUCCAUGGAUUGGGGAUCAAAUUUGUUAUAGUUCCGGGAACCCAUGUGCAAAUUGACAAGCUUUUAGCUGAGAGAGGAAGUGAGCCCAAGUAUGUUGGUCGAUACAGAAUUACAGACUCUAAUUCUCUCGAGGCAUCAAUGGACGCAGCUGGGAGGAUUCGUAUAAUGAUAGAGGCAAAGCUAUCUCCUGGACCCUCCUUAAGUGGCGUCCGUCGUCAUGGCGACAAUAGUCGUUGGCAUGAUGGUGUCAGUGUUGCUAGUGGUAAUUUUCUUGCAGCUAAGAGAAGAGGAGUUGUUGAAGGCAUUGAUUAUGGAGCAACAGGCGAAGUGAAGAAAAUAGAUGUAUCUCGCAUUCAUCAGAGGCUUGAUCAGGAGUGCAUUGUGAUCUUAAGCAAUCUAGCUUAUUCCAGCUCUGGAGAAGUAUUAAAUUGCAACACAUAUGAAGUUGCUACAGCUUGUGCAUUGGCUCUGGGAGCAGAGAAGCUUAUCUGCAUUAUAGAUGGCCCUAUUCAGGAUGAGUGUGGGCGUCUUAUUCGUUUUUUGCCUCUCCAAGAGGCCGACUUGUGGAUUCGCAAGCGAGCUGAGGAAAGCGAUAUAGCCGCUAACUAUGUGAAAGCUGUUGCUCGGGAUGAUCUUACUUGUCUUGAACACAAAGAUACCAAUGGAACUGUCCCUUCUCCAGUGAAUGGGAAUGGUUUUAGAGGUAGAUAUACUGUAAAGUUUCAGAAUGGUGUUGGUUUUGACAAUGGGAAUGGACUAUGGUCUAGUGAACAAGGUUUUGCCAUUGGAGGUCAAGAGAGGCUGAGCCGAUUGAAUGGUUACACCUCAGAAUUGGCUGCUGCCGCCUUUGUUUGCAGAGGAGGGGUUCAGAGAGUUCACCUAUUAGAUGGAACUAUUGGCGGAGUUUUAUUGAAGGAAUUGUUUCAAAGAGAUGGAGUCGGUGGUUUGGAGUUUAAGGUGUCCAACUUCAAGAAGCCUACCCAUCCCUUUGGCAAGAUUAUAAUGUUUGCUCCAAAGUACACCUGCUAG
Ilex paraguariensis (yerba mate) is the source of this 1555-nucleotide messenger RNA. Lineage: Eukaryota; Viridiplantae; Streptophyta; Magnoliopsida; Aquifoliales; Aquifoliaceae. The record is from the annotation of a GenBank genome assembly.